AUGCUACCGCCCGUAACUUACCCAUUAUGGCGCCAAAAUGUGCAAGACGUUACGAAAACAAAGAAACGCUUGGAUGAAAAGGAAGCCGAGUUAGCAUGCGCACGACAGGCGCAGGCAGAAGUGCGGAUGCGUAUGGAGGAGUUGGAGCGACGCCUCAUAGUUGGUGGACAGAACCUCCUUGAAAAGGAGGAGACUCAAGCGCGGUUACUUGAACUCUCAGCGGAGGAGUUGCGAGCUCAGGAGGAGAGAACCCAGAACUUACGAAGGCUGCUGAAAGAGAAGAAGGAGGAGCGGUUCAAUAUUGAAGAGAAAUACAACUCCCUACAAGAGGAGGCUGCUGGGAAAUACAGAAAGCUUCAAAAACUUACAACCCUUUACGUUCAAGCCAAGACCGAGUUGGAGGACCUGCGAUCUGCAAAUGCACGCGAGAUGGAUGAUAUGUUGGAAGACAUUCGUCAACUUAAUCAAGAAUUGCAGCUGCAAAAUCUCAUAAUUAAUCACUUCAUCCCAAAGAAUUUUCAGAGCAUCAUUGAACGAAAUGUCCAUUGGAAUGAUGAAAUUGGUGAAUGGCAACUGCGCUGCAUCGCUUAUGCAGGAAACAAUAUGACUAGGCCAAAAGAAAAGGCCAAUUUGGCAGGCGAUGACAACUUCCUGAACGUUUAUCUCAGAUACAGUGAUAUUGAUGGGGGAAAAAAAACUUCGUAUAAAAAGAAAAAGAAGCGGGGUACUACCAAUCGUGUCUUGCAGAGCUCUUCCUCACAAACACAUGUGUGA
Messenger RNA from Hydatigera taeniaeformis, 774 nucleotides. The record is from the annotation of a GenBank genome assembly. Lineage: Eukaryota; Metazoa; Platyhelminthes; Cestoda; Cyclophyllidea; Taeniidae.